CCGAAACGUCGUUCCGUGAUCCUCUCCUUGUAACUUCACUCAAGGCACCGGGGCCGUACGCUUCCGUGCCCACCGCCAUGCCAUUGCUCAGCGACCCUGGUCCUGGUGCGCGCGCCAUGGCGAAGCAGUUGAAGGUGCUGCUUCCUCCUUCCUUCCACAAGAUGCGCAUCUCCGACGAACUCUCUGGUUGCUUCGAGGCCGGCGACGGGGCGCCAGAGCCGACGGCUCUAGUGGUCAGUCCCUUCGGCAAGGUGUGGCGUGUGGCUGUGGGCCGGGACGGCGACGGUGCAUUCCUGGGGCGCGGGUGGGCGGAGUUCUUGGCCGCUCACGGCAUCGGCCUCGGUUUCUUUGUGGUGCUGCGGCACGAGGGUGGCGGCACGCUCACCGUCAAGGUGUUCGACACCAGCUUGUGCAUUAAAGGGUUCAGCGCUCCGGCUGCAGUUAUGACAUCCAGAGGCAGCAAAGGUGUUAUCUGUAAGCCACAGUUCAUCAGGAUUUUUCAUCCAUAUCUCUCAGAAAAGAUGAUAUUGCCUGCUAGGUUUGUGAAAUAUUACAUCACAGACGAGUGGCUAAACAGCCAGACGGCCAUCAUUCUCAGCCCCCUUGGCAAAUUUUGGCGUAUUGAGCUUAAGAAUGAUCAAUCAGGCAUCUUCUUCACAGGUGGCUGGUCACAGUUUCUGGAAUUCCAUGGAAUAUGUAAUGGUGAUGUUUUGCACUUGAGAUACGAAGGGAACAUGGUUUUCAAAUUCAAAGCAUUUGGUCUUGGUGGAUGCCAGAAAGAUUUCAAGAACCAGAACGCUGGGAUUCGAUCAAGUAAGGAAAAACGACAGGAAACACCUUCCAUCAGGAAACGUAAAAGCAAUGAUGAGAAGUCAAGAAGUGAAGAAAACAAGAGGCCAAAAGGUCCAAAGAAUUCCCGAUUACUAGAACCCUAUCGUAUUGGGACAUCAUCUUGGAUAAGGAAAAGCAUCAACACCUAUGCACUUGAGCACCUUCUUCCGUUGUCAAAGGAGUUCUGCGGUCGGAUUGGGUUCCAGAUGGCUUGCAAGAUCACGCUUAAGACAAAAAUGGACAGCGCCAGAUCAUGGCUGGUGCAUGGUGCUGCAUACAAGAACUACUGCUGCCUCGUCGGAGUGGCCUGGAAGAGCUUCUGCCAGGAGAACAGGAUCAAGCCAGGCGACCUGUGCACCUUCAACAUCAUCGAAACCACACUGUGGCAUGUCACUAUCACGCACUCAGGUACUAACAGAAAGCAAGAAGGGUCACCUUGCUCAUCCAGAAGAGAGGACAGGACCAAGAAGGGUGGUUCAAGAAGUAAAGGAACAAAGGAACGGAAAUCCCCUAUGGCAUCUUUGACCAAGCAGGCUCCAUCAUACACAAGAUGAGUCUACGGCAUUGGACCACUAUUUUGGAUGAUACGGAAGGAGAUGAAUACCAACGGCCCUCUCGGAAGUUAGUAGGUUCACGUCGUUAAGUUACGUAGCGCUGUCAACUAGCUAACUUUCUAGGGGCUAUAGUAAGCCGUCUAACUUUCUAGAGACCCAGUAAGCCUCUAGGAUGUUAAUUUGACUAGCAUUAUAAAUGAUGUUUAUUUUUAUUUUA
Messenger RNA from Zea mays, 1602 nucleotides. Its product is annotated as putative B3 domain-containing protein Os04g0347400. Gene Ontology annotation, molecular function: DNA binding. The record is from RefSeq and is a predicted model, not a curated record. The coding region runs from base 78 to 1385 and encodes 435 amino acids. NCBI's taxonomy places the organism in Eukaryota, Viridiplantae, Streptophyta, Magnoliopsida, Poales, Poaceae. The transcript is spliced from 7 exons.